This is a messenger RNA of Paramecium tetraurelia, 471 nucleotides long. RefSeq lists its product as uncharacterized. NCBI's taxonomy places the organism in Eukaryota, Ciliophora, Oligohymenophorea, Peniculida, Parameciidae. The record is from RefSeq and is a predicted model, not a curated record. The transcript has 5 exons.
AUGCCAAAAGAAACGAAAGGGUAACAAAAAGGUGCAAGAUCCAAAUAUGAAACAACCGAACAAACUGAGACAUAUAGACAGUAGGACGCUAAAGAAAAGAAAAUUCUGGGACCUAAAACCAAAUUAGAUUUAGAAAAAUUAGAACCAUACUUCACUCAAAAUAAUAACUAUGUUGGAAUACAAGACAAUAGUACAGCUGUGGCGUAUUCUCAUCCAUUGGAUAGAUUGGGCAUCGUGGAGAAUGAGUACUGUUAGAAAUGCAAGAAGGACAAGGGAUUCUGUCCACACAAGAAGGACACUCACAACACCGUCAAGGAUCAAUUCCAAUUUCCAAUAGUCAGCUCUGCUGAAAUCGGAUGGAGAGAACCCAUCGACAAUGUGAAUUGGGGAUAUGGAGUCAAGUAGUCCUUCCCAAUUUUCAAUGCAGACUUCAGAAACACGACUAAAAAGGAGGAAAAGGAAAAGAAAUGA